Molecule: messenger RNA, 681 nt
Organism: Verticillium nonalfalfae
Lineage: Eukaryota; Fungi; Ascomycota; Sordariomycetes; Glomerellales; Plectosphaerellaceae
Exons: 3
Coding region: 1-681 (226 amino acids)
Cellular component (GO): membrane
Source: RefSeq, a predicted model, not a curated record
AUGAUCGACUUUUGGCAAUUAUUCUGUGUCAUGGGUAUUCUCACCGGGAUUGGUCUGAUGACCAUCAAUAACAUUGGGCAUACUGUUAAUGCCCUGUGGCGCCACUGGGAUGACACCGUCGACGAAAAUUUUCUUAUUACUCACCAACAGCUGCAUGUCUCCAUAUUGUCGAUCUGCAGCUUUACGGGACGUCUUCUUAGCGGCGUCGGUUCCGACAUCAUUGUCAAGGUGCUCCGUGGCAGCCGCGUCUGGUGUCUCGUCAUAUCCAGUCUGAUCUUCUCCAUGGCACAAAUUUGCGCAUUGAGCAUAGAGAAUCCGCAUUUACUGGGUUUUGUAUCCGGUCUAUCUGGCCUCGCGUACGGCAUCCUGUUCGGUGUCUUCCCUUCAAUCGUCGCUGAGACCUUUGGCAUUCAUGGGCUCAGUCAAAAUUGGGGUCUCAUGACACUUUCGCCCGUCAUCUCGGGCAAUGUCUUCAACCUCUUUUAUGGGUCUGUUUUUGAUCAACACAGUGUAAUUGGUCCUGGCGGAGAGCGUAUUUGUCAUGACGGCCGUGGGUGUUACCAAGCCGCCUACUUGGUCACACUGGGUGCCUGCGCAUUAGGAACUGUUACUACGCUGUGGGUCAUUCGCCAUCAACAUGUCACCUGGGCCAAAGAGGAUAAGGGGGAGCAGGAGGACUGA